Molecule: messenger RNA, 288 nt
Organism: Staurois parvus
Lineage: Eukaryota; Metazoa; Chordata; Amphibia; Anura; Ranidae
Source: the annotation of a GenBank genome assembly
CUUGUACCAUGUGACCUCUGUGAUCAUUCACAGAUUUCACACGUAGUAAGCAAUGAUGUCAGAAGUGACAUCUUGCUUACUACUCUGCAUGUGAUCACUGAUUUGCCAAUCAGUGAUCACAUGAUCGGGACCUUGCACAGAGGUCCCGAACGACGAUUGGUGUUCCACUGCGGGCACCGGAUCGAGCUCGCACAGUUCAAAAUGGCGGGCACCGUUUAUGAACGGCAACCUGCCCCUGGACUGCCACCGUCCGGCCAUUUAUAUACAGCGGCCGGAUGGCAAGUGGUU